Messenger RNA from Rhodofomes roseus, 528 nucleotides. RefSeq names its product ribonuclease H-like domain-containing protein. The annotation marks the transcript as partial. NCBI's taxonomy places the organism in Eukaryota, Fungi, Basidiomycota, Agaricomycetes, Polyporales, Fomitopsidaceae. The transcript has a single exon. The record is from RefSeq and is a predicted model, not a curated record. Gene Ontology annotation, molecular function: nucleic acid binding; RNA-DNA hybrid ribonuclease activity. Gene Ontology annotation, biological process: DNA replication, removal of RNA primer.
AUGAUACCGAGAUCGCCACUGGAUAGCUUACUGGACCGUGUCCUGGAGUGCACGUACUCCUUGGAAGAGAGUCUACGGGCACUCUACGGUCCAGUGACGGUAUGCCCAGACUCAGUGCAACACGUCUACACCGAUGGCUCCUCCAUUCAACAGGCGGACGGGUCUCGACGAGGUGGGGCGGGAGUGUACUGGGGUUAUGCCUGCCCGCGCAACAUAGCAGCUAUGGCCCCCAGCCCAGGGACUAACAACUGCGCGGAGCUCUAUGCUAUCCUGUUGUGUGUGGCGCAAGCAGACCCUCAGCGGGUACUCCGCAUAUACACGGAUUCGGAGCACGCAAUCCGUUCGGUAUGCCACUGGGCCCCAAAAUCCGCGUCUAUGGGCUGGCGGUGCGCUAACGCAGAGAUCAUCCGCAAUAUUGUCAGCCUGAUAAGACGACGCACGGCCCCAGUGGAAUUCAUCUGGGUGAAGGGACACGCAGGGAACACGAACAACGAGGAGGCCGACAGAUUGGCCCGCACCGCUGCGUCA